This is a messenger RNA of Colletotrichum phormii, 710 nucleotides long. RefSeq lists its product as uncharacterized. The transcript has 2 exons. The record is from RefSeq and is a predicted model, not a curated record. NCBI's taxonomy places the organism in Eukaryota, Fungi, Ascomycota, Sordariomycetes, Glomerellales, Glomerellaceae. The coding region runs from base 93 to 575 and encodes 160 amino acids.
CUGUGAAGAGAAGACAAGGAGAGAGACGCAGGCUCUCUCAACUGCUGCCGCUACCUUAUGCUACCGAUGCCGAUGCAUGUUGUCCACGUCCCAUGUCAGCUCCCACACUUUGCAUCGCACCUGCCUUGCCGUGCCUCGCCUUGCCAUUUCCCUCUACUAGGACCGCACCAGCGCAGCACAUUUCACUUCAGGUCCCAUUUCCGCCCAUUUUCGCCCACACCAAGUUCAGUUCUCCUCGCUUUCCCCCGUUCGUUCUUUCCCUUCUGCGUCCACUUCCAUGUCCGUCCACCCGGCCCGGCGUCCAGUUCCAUCCACAGUUUCCACACCACAACCGACCUGCACCUUCCCUUCCCCUUCCCUCACCUUUAUCCACACUUCCCACUUCACAUCGUUUCCUCCCCCCGAAUUCCAGCUUCCCUCCUACAUCCCAUUCCCAUGACUCGGAUCCUCUCCUAAUCCGGUCACCAAAAGGUGCUGAAUACUCUCGCUCGCAACAGACAACUUGUGCGCCAUCACAAUUCAAUCCUGUAUGCGGGCCACACAUAACCACACUCUCCCUCACAACCUCCGUCUGAUGCGCUUUCUCCAGUGACGACUCUCGAAGCAACAAAAUUGUCGAUCGGUCGAACCGCGUUUUUAUCGUCACCCGCAAUCAUCGACCUAUACGAUCUGUAAUGCGACAAUAUCCAUAGCCCGCCUCUAUUCGCUCG